UACUUUAUUUGUUUUUUUAAUUGUGUGAUGCUUUUGAGCAACGUCUGGCACAUGACUUCCUUCGGUCCCUCCAAUCCAGCAAUCCAGGCUGUGUUUUUCUUUUGCUCCAGCAGGGUGGCGAGUGGACAGUGAGUCUGUCCAGCUUGUUAGUGGAAAGCAUGGAGUCAGCAAGCGUCUCAACAGCAUCCCUGAGCAUGGUGGUGGUGAUGAUGGUCGUCUCCUGAGCCUGGCAUGUGAGGAGUGUUAGUGGCAAUUUCAACCAGGAUCCAUCCUGGAGAUUGUUUUUGAUUGGGGGUAGAUAAUACCACUUUCCUGAGAGUCUGCCAUGGACUUCAGAGUUUCUCUCUUGUUGCCUCUUUCCCUUUGGCUUUGGGGGUUUGUGUCCUCUGAACAGGUCAGUGUCUGCUCCUCUUCCCCAUGUAAGAAUGGAGGGACCUGCAUGGACUUGGAAGAUGGCUAUAGGUGCCUCUGUCCUCAGAGCCCCUUAGCCUAUGCAGGGGAAGACUGUGACUCUCUGUAUGAUGUAUGCGCUGGACACCCUUGUCCAUCAGGGUGGGUUUGCAGCAGGACACCUGGGUACUUGAAUUACACCUGCCACUGUGAGCCAGGGUUGAAAGGUCUCUCUUGUAGCGUUGAAGGUGAUGAGUGUAAAAGCAGUCCUUGCCUGCAGCCUGAUUUUGAAUGUAUCAGGAUUUCCAGUGGGUUUGGCUGCCAGUGCCAGAGUGGAGAUGGCUGCGAAGCUGAGCUUUCUGUUUGCUCCAGCCGACCCUGCCGCAACAACGGGACCUGCAUUGAGAACAAUGGGGGAUAUACCUGUGAAUGCCAGCCUGGCCACCUGGGGCUCCACUGCGAGGAGGAUGUGGAUGAAUGUGCCUCAAGUCCAUGUCAAAAUGGUGCCAUCUGCCUCGACAGAGUCAAUGAGUACAACUGCUUCUGCGUGCCAGGCUUCCAAGGCCACCACUGUGAAAUAGACAUCAACGAAUGUGCCUCCCGGCCUUGCCGACACAACAGCACCUGCCUCAACCUGAUGGACCACUACGCUUGCGAGUGCCUGGCUGGCUACACAGGUGUGAACUGUGAAGUGGAAAUUGACGAAUGUGAAUCAGAUCCUUGCUGGCAUGGAGGCACCUGCAAUGACUAUAUUGGGUUCUUCACCUGUUCGUGUAUGCCAGGAUAUGAGGGACCCGAGUGUGAAGUAGACGUUGAUGAGUGCCAGAGCCAACCUUGUCUCAAUGGAGGCACAUGCCGUGACUUUGUCAACAGUUAUCAAUGUGACUGCAUCAACACUGGCUUUGAAGGAUCAUAUUGUGAGCUGGACAUCUUGGAGUGUGCUUCUCAGCCUUGCCAGAAUGGUGCUACCUGCUUAGAAGGGGUUGGACUCUACCACUGUGUUUGCUGGCCAGGGUAUAUGGGGGAGCACUGUGAAGAAGAUGUGGAUGAGUGUGCCACAGAUCCAUGUCUCAAUGGUGGUGAGUGCUUUGAACGGUCUAAUCAGAGCUACUAUGGGAAAUACAAGGACUUCCCUGAGCAGUUCAGCUAUGAAGAAGCUGCUGGAUUUAUCUGCAGAUGCCCUCCUGGUUUUGAGGGAGAGGUUUGCUCCAUCAACAUUAACGAAUGCAUGUCCCAACCAUGCCAGAAUGGAGGAAGCUGUAUAGAUCUGGUGAAUAGUUAUCUGUGUCACUGCCUGCCAGGCUAUUCAGGUGUUGAAUGUGCCACUGAUAUUGAUGAGUGUGAAGACAACCCCUGCGAAAACGGCGGUGCCUGUGAGGAUGGCAUUGCUGACUACAUCUGCCAUUGCAUCCUUGGCCCAGAUGGCACUGCCUGGGGUGGGAAGAACUGUUCUGUGGAGCUCACUGGGUGCCAGAGUCACAGCUGCCAAAACGAGGCCUUUUGCAUCCCCACCUACAAGUCUGAGGUCCACGGAUACCUGUGUCGAUGCCGCCCUGGAUACUUCGGCCCCCUGUGUUCCACACCAACCACCUUCUCCUUCACAUCAAGCAUUUACCUCUUUAUCAACAUGUCUGCAAACAGUGAGAGCCCAAGUGACAUAGCAAAGGGUCCCCUAACCAGCGUGUCGCUCCGGUUCCGGACCACCCUUCCUGAUGCCAUUCUGUUCUAUCGAGGCCACCAGAUGGAACACCUUUACUUGGAGCUCUCUGGAGGACUUCUGCGUGUCACAUUUUUGAUACAUGAAGCCACAUCAUCUUUUACCAUGGACGCACCACAGGUGGAUGAUGGCCAGUGGCAUAAAACUGAGGUCCUUCUGCAAGAUUCUCUUGAGCUCAGGCUGUGGCAUGAAUCCUGUGAGGCAGGUGUCUGUCUCUUCAGACACCCUCUUAGAGAGACAGUCCCUGUUUCCCUCCUGCCCUCCUUCCUGCAAAUUUAUAUUGGGGGAGUUGAUGAGGAGUUAGUGGCUCGUCCCACAAAGAGUUUCAUCGGCUGCUUAGAAGACUUGCAGAUUGACACGAAGAUUGUCCUCCCACAGGAUGUGGCUGGAUUGCAGUCUUCUGGAUUCCAGCUUGGCUGUGAGAGGACGGAGUGGUGUCUCUCUGAGCCUUGUUCACAUGGUGGCCAGUGCAUCGAUCUCUGGGCGGACUUUCGCUGCCACUGUUCUCGGCCUUAUGAAGGCCGGAUGUGCUCUUAUGAAUCUCCUGCAGCAACAUUUGGCCAAGACAACUCCUUGAGCUUUGCCAGUUUUACAAUUAGCAACAAUCUUGGAGUGAACCUCAACCUGUCAUUUUUCAUCCGGACUCUAAAGCCCAGUGGCCUGGUGUUCCAGAUCAGCAACCCAAGUGACAUGUUCCUUACCGUGUACCUGAAAGAUGGGCAGCUCCUGGUAGAGGCACCGUCUGCUGCUCCUGUCGGGCCUUCUGGAUACCUGGCUGACGGGACAAAGCACUUUGUAAUGCUUUCCUUCCAGGACGGUCUUGCUCACGCUAUCCUUUUAGACAGAGAGGAGGCACUAGGACCUCUGGUGGUGACUCCUGUCCUCGCUGGCUCCAAGAUUAAUAUAGGUGGGCUCCCGGACCAAGAGAGCAUCAGCAACUGGGGAGGGCAUUUCAAAGGCUGCCUUCAGGAUGUACAGCUCAAUCAUCACCAGCUGCAGUUUUUUGCACAUCCAGCCAAUAACAGUUUUCUGCAAGAGGUGUAUGUGGGGCAACCCACUAAUGUUGUUUCAGGGUGUGUCUCAGAUGAUACAUGCAAGUCUGAACCAUGCCUCAAUGGCGGCCACUGCACUGUCACCUGGAAUGACUUCAACUGCAGCUGCCCCAGCGACUUCACUGGCAAGCACUGUGAGGAGAAAGUGUGGUGCAAAAGUGAGCCAUGUCCUCAAGGCACAACCUGCAUCGAUGUCCUGUCUGGCUACGUUUGUCUGGCCAGUGCCACCUUCUACGAGCAUAAUGCAGUUGAAUUCUCCACCAACGCAACCAUCACCAGGGCUCUGCACAGUCUCCGCCUGGACUUCAGAACACGGGAUGAAGAUGCUGUCUUGCUCCAAGCUGUAGAAGAGAUAGAUUCUCUCUUGGUGGCAAUUCAUAACUCAUCUCUGUUGGUGGAGAUCAGGAGUGGGAACGGUGUUGAGGGAGUGAACUUCCUGAGCGAAGUGUCUGUCUCAGACGGCUCCUGGCAUGAGCUUGUGUUGUCCAUGGAAGAGCCGUCAGCCCUUUCAUCGAGGUGGCACCUCUGUCUGGACAGCUCCAUGAACACAACCCUUGACGGGAAUGCUGGGAAUCUGGACUUCCUGAAAAGCAAGACCAUUAUCAUACUAGGCAAAAACUUCACAGGCUGCCUUGGACAUGCAGAUAUAGGCGGCGUGUUUCUGCCACUGGCUAUGCCCAACACAUAUCCCCAGCCAGAGCAGUUCUUACAGAUAAACAGCGCAGAGGCUCUCCUUGGCUGCCACGGGGCAGAGGUCUGCUCCCCCAGCCCAUGCCAGCACGGGGGCUCUUGCCAGGAUCUUUUCAAUGCCUUCAGCUGUGCCUGCAGUCCUGGCUGGGAGGGGCUGCUGUGCCAGAACAACAUCGAUGACUGCAAAUCCGGCCCCUGCCUUCACGGGGAGUGCAGGGAUGAGGUGGGAGACUUCCAGUGCGAGUGCCACAAGGGCUAUAUUGGGAAGCGUUGCCAGAUCAACGUGGACGACUGCAUAAGGCACCAGUGCCAGAAUGGAGGGACCUGCAUCGAUGGGGUCUACAGCUACUCCUGCAAGUGCCCGCCCCAGUUCACAGGCCCUCUCUGCGAGUGGCCAUUCCCACCUGAACAGUGUGGCAAGAACUUCACCUGUUUGAAUGGGGGCAAAUGUAUCAGUGGGCCCUGGGGAGCCAACUGUACCUGCAAACCAGGCUACACAGGGAGAAAGUGCCAGAUCAACAUCAAUGAAUGUGACCCCAACCCCUGCCAGAACGGAGGGACCUGCCAAGAUUCAGUAAACCGGUACCGGUGUGUGUGCAGUGCCAGCUACACUGGAGAGCGCUGUGAUGUGGAUCGCCCAGCUUGGGCCCAAGUCAGCAGUUCCACGCUGGUGGGAGCGGUAGGAGCUGUUGGCGCCAUUGUGCUUAUUGCCAUCUUUGCUGCCUCGGUUGUUGCCAUGAAGAAGAGGAGGGCAACUCAAGGAACAUACAGCCCAAGCCGCCAGGAGAAAGAUGGCGCACGAGUGGAGAUGUGGAAUGUCAUUAAGUUGCCACCUCUGGAGCGGCUGAUCUGAAUGCCAGUUGAAGAAAAAGCGGCUGCGGUUGGAAAUCCAAAGGGCAAAGCCUCACGCUGUUUCUCUGCUGUGCUCUCCGGAGGCAAUUUUGUCUGCAGCGCGACCAGCACGCCAGUGACGUAGCAGAAAAGCCAGCAACACAAUGGAUAGCCUGUGACAACACGCAUUUGGUGAAUGGCAAGCCAGCAAUGCAGGGACACAAAAGAGCAUUCCAGAAUCGGAGGUUCUGCUGUCAGUCUGCGCAGAUACGUGUUCAGUGGCCUGUACUGCUCAUCUGUUUACAGCCAGAGACUGAGCACCAGCCAGGACUGGGAACUCAGAACAAACUGUGCAGCAGCCGUUAGUCAGACGGUGGCUGGGAGAUAGAAAAGAGCUGAAUAACAAAGACUGGAGUAAGCACUUUUGUGUGUGACCCAAUUAACACAGCUUCAAAACCCACAGAUGAACAGUCUUCCUGGCUUUUCUACUUACAACUGAACAGAACAUUUGUAAUCCUCCCCUCCCACCAGCGGCGGCAGGGGGGGAGGGAGGGUCACAUGUUACCUGCUUGGGUGACCCACUUGAUUGCAAUCAACUGCCAAGGAUGAACCACAGCACCGUGGCCUAAAGUGCCUUGUAAACAAGUUACCUGAGACAGUAUUAACUGUUUAACCGUGAACAAGAAGACCAUUUGGCUUCUUCCUGGUUUCCCUCUACUGACAGCUACCUUUUUUUUGCACACAGAAUAAGAGAUCCUGACCAAAACUCUCCUCAGGAUCAUGUUGUGGGCUGUUUUACAAAGUCCUCAUUCACAAGGGAGGUUUCAAGUUGUCUAUACAAAAGUGAAGUUCUUCUUGCUUUGUUUUGUUUUACAUUUAUCCCAGAGCUUCUGGUUCCUCAAGCUGUUAGGGUCAUUCAGGACCAAAACUUCUCCACGCAAAACAAGGAUGGCAUGGACAGACACGCACGGGGCAAAGGGCAGAGAAUCCUUAUAUAGAAGGAGGGGGACAGACUGAGGAGACCUUGACCCACGAACAUUCUCACUUCUUUUUGUCAUGGAAGAGAAGGGUGCCCUUUGUAACAUGAGGCAUUCACAGGGACUUUCUGAGAGCUAUAUGCCAGCUCAGUAUACCCCAUGGUAGCAAAAUGAGGCAGCCUGGCUGGAUUGGAGUAAUCAGUCCCAAAGGGAGAGGGUAACUGACCAACAGUAUUUUAUCAUUUAUGUGCACCAGCACAAGCCCUGGGCACAUGGUUUCUUCUUGGUACAGCCAAGGUCAGGCCACAGAAGCAAUGGGAGGGCAAUGGUGCCCCCUGUCCAAAAAGAGCACUCACCUUUUGUUGAGGGAGAACAGAUUUCACGUCUUGUGCCAUGUACCACCUGCAUGCGCGUGGCCAACUGGAGCCUAGAACAAUUAGCAUUUCAGUGCUAUUGAAACUAAUGGCAAUAAGUAAUAUUCUAGCAAAAUAUUAUUGUUCCAAAAGCCAAAGCCCUGUUUGAUCAGGAGAUGUGUGAAUUCCCACAGACAUUUGCAGGAAGAAAAGACCAGGCUGCUUUUCUGCUUGCUAUUCCUGCUCAGAAAAAACAGUCAUGGGCAGGCUGUCUUCAAUAUUUUGGAAAUGCAAAAGGGAAUUGAUUCUGUGAGAAGAGGCAGGAGCUGUGUACCACUUGCUCUGCAGAGUGAGCCCACCUCUCACACCACUUUGGAAAGGCCACGUGGCUUCCUCUCCAACUGAAUGCUUACAACCAGGCCUGAAGCCCCCAGCACGAUCCAGUUAGACAGAAAUCAGCUAGACACUGACAGGAUGAAGCCAGAGACAGGACAAAGCCAAAAAAGGGUUUCUAAGUCCAGCAGUAACAGCAGGAUCCCAAUAUUCUUUGUCACAUUAACGGAAUCAUUCAUUCCCUGCAACUGCAGCACAACAAGAAAAGGUGCACACCUGGUAUUCUCAACGAGCUUUGGUAUAGGUGUCUUUAAGGAGGUAUAAAACAUAAGAGUAGAUGCAAACUAAGCAGGUGCCUUGACAGAGAUCACUGCAAGGAAAAUUUAAAAUAGAUGCCUAUGAUAAAUGUCUAGCUGGAUGCUAUGGGAGAAAAACAUAACCUCUGCCUCAAAGGACGAAGAGGGGGAAAAAAAACUUCACCACACCUCAACUAUAAUGAUAGUCAGGCCUUGAGUACAGAGCAAGAUCCCUAGGCCCAUCAGCUGAGAACCAGGGUCGUCUUGUUCACCCUCCUCAAAAGUCAGAGGCCUCAACGAGAGAAGUGAGUUAAUGGGCUAAGGAGGAAUCCACUGCCCCUUGAAGGCCAAAACAAAGAACUCCAGGGCAGCCCCCAAUUCUGGAGCCAACAGGGAGUGUAGCCCACUUGGUGAUAAUCAAGACCACUUGCUGUGAGAUGAUCAGGGAGACCUUCUUCCCGUACUGAAGGAGUAGGGACCUGUACCACUGGAGGGAAUAUAACUAGUAUCAACACAGAUUGAAGGAGACACAUUCCACCACCCCAAAUGAAUCAGCCUCUCACCACUGUUUCUAUGUGGCAACAAGCCUAGACUACUCAGCUCAGCAAAGGAGUCCCAUUUCAUUGCACCAGAACGGGUUAGUGAGCCAGUCUCCACAUACAUAGCCUACUCCCAAGUGAUCUGGAAGUAGUCUACUAGGUGUCCUCCACGUUCCUAGCACCAUAAAGACACACUCCUGCCAUGGAUGUCAAUCUGUGUUUUUAGCCAUCCUGCUGUUUAACUUAUGGAUGUAUUUUUGUUUUCCACUGUGAAUUUUAACAUACUUUUGAUAUUUGAUUUUGGGUAUAUUUUUUCACAAAAAUAAUUUGCUACAGACUAUGAAAUGCUUUUAAAAAAAAGACUGGUGAAUGUUGUAAUAAAAAUUUGCAUCACUGUGUACAAAUUACAUUGCUCCACGCAGGCAUUCAUUCACAGUUAAAAAGGAAGGAAGAGCGCAGUAUGAAGUCUGAGGAAGCUCUGGAAACCCACCCAAGACUAACACCAGCUCCCUAGCCUAUCCGAGGGUGUGACUUUUGGUAAUUGAUGUGGAAGGGCUGACAGCAAAGACUAUCCCCACCGCUCAAAGCAUAAACAGUUUGCACUAUUUUCAAGCAUUUUAUUGCCAACAGUUUCUCUUUCAGUAAUUAGUCUUUAUGAAUGUGCUGUGAUAUCACAGCAGCUCUACCAGUGGUUAGAUCGGCAAUAUAAUUUGUUAAAAAAUCCGAUUUCGUCCUCUUGGCAGAUAAGCACCUAAGCAUUCUGACUUCAGUUAGCACAUUACAGGGACAGCUUCCAUCUAUCUUUCCAGUACAUCCUGAGAUCAUAUGUAGAGAUGCUUCAUGCCACAGACUAGAGGAGGAACAAACAAUACCUGAUCACCAGGAGGUUGGCUUGAAAGUAAGUAUUUCUGACAGAUUGAGAAAGUUGUGAAGAAUCAUUUCCUUGUUUCUAAUGUGACUCAGCACAAUCCUAUUGUGAAUUAUCUUGAAUGUUUACAUGCCCCAAGUGUUCUCUCCUCUAUCAAUGCUGCUCUUACCAACUAUGCUAAGCGAGUUGGGCCUGCUAGUUUUGCUACUACUGUAAAUAACUAGUUCAGAUGCUUGAUUUUACCAGUAGUUUUGAAAAACAGUGGCUGAAAUCCUGUUCAUGUAGUAAGGCUGAUGAUGUCAUCAGCCACUACAAUUUUUCAGAAAUAAAACAUUUCUUAUUUCUCCCUGCAAGGUUCUGAGACUCCCAUGGAACCCCUUUCAUAGUCAGCAAGCUGUUGGGAGCUACAGGACAGAAAAGGCUACUGAAAAUCAUUGCCAGCAGAAUGA
Pogona vitticeps (central bearded dragon) is the source of this 8495-nucleotide messenger RNA. The record is from RefSeq and is a predicted model, not a curated record. NCBI's taxonomy places the organism in Eukaryota, Metazoa, Chordata, Lepidosauria, Squamata, Agamidae.